CAGGUGCACAAAUCGUGGUUGCCACGGCAACGGUAACCUCGCCCCUCAUGGCCACCAUUGCCGCCACACUGCCGGAGAUGGAGUUUGUGGCCACCCCGAAUGUCCACAAAGCCGACUCAAACGUCACGCACGAGUUCAUUCGGCUCAGGGGCCAUGACGAUACCAAGCAAGAGGCGCUCAAAGCCCAGUUGUUCGGUCAAACGGGCAGUGUGAUUGUCUUCUGCAACACAUACCGUACGUGUGACUGGGUGUCCAGCAUGCUUAACGAAGCAGGCAAGAUGAACUACAAGAUGCACGGGUGCCAGGACUCGAAGGUCAGAACUACGGCCAUUGACGAGUUCCAGAAGCAAAAGAAAGGAAUCCUGGUGUGCACGGAUAUUGCUAGCCGAGGCAUCGACACGCGAAAUGUCAACAAGGUCAUCAUGUUCGAUUUCCCAACCUCGGUGGCGGACUACCUACAUCGUGCAGGGCGUACGGGUCGCCUAGGCAGCAAGGGCACAGUUGUGUCGCUGUAUUCGACUAAGAACGCCGAGCAUGUGUAUAGGAUAGAGAAUGCUGUUAAGCACGACAAAACUCUGAGUGGACUAUUUAAGAAACUGACACAGUCAGAGCGACCCAAGACAAGGAGGCCGGAGACUGCACACAGUGCUUUCCAAGUGGACGGAGCAGCGAGAUUCGAUGAUUCGGUGUUGAAUCCGAAGGACGAUAUAACUGAUAUACCACUAGAGGAUGAAUUUGACGAGUCUACAAAUAGCACCAUCUGGGUGUAGCGAGCAUAGUAUAUGUAGUAUACAUGGUAAACCAACCAUAAAGCAUCUUAUAGUAAACCAG
This is a messenger RNA of Sphaeroforma arctica JP610, 831 nucleotides long. RefSeq lists its product as hypothetical. The transcript has 6 exons. NCBI's taxonomy places the organism in Eukaryota, Ichthyosporea, Ichthyophonida. The record is from RefSeq and is a predicted model, not a curated record. The coding region runs from base 48 to 770 and encodes 240 amino acids.